Lotus japonicus is the source of this 624-nucleotide messenger RNA. RefSeq lists its product as uncharacterized. The record is from RefSeq and is a predicted model, not a curated record. Bases 1 to 624 code for a protein of 207 amino acids. NCBI's taxonomy places the organism in Eukaryota, Viridiplantae, Streptophyta, Magnoliopsida, Fabales, Fabaceae. The transcript has a single exon.
AUGAACAACCUGAAAUCUGACCUCUGUCAUUGGAAUAUAAAUGUGUUUGGUAACAUUUUCAAAAGGAAGAGGAGGCUGAUCAACAGGUUGAAUGGAAUUGAGAGGAACUUGAAUGGAGUUGCUAAUUCUUUUUUAGAGGACCUCAAAACAAAGCUUUGGAGGGAGUAUGAGGACAUCAUCUUCCAAGAAGAGAUUCUCUGGUACAAAAAAUCUAGAUGCAAGUGGCUAAAAUUUGGUGACCGUAAUUCAAAAUAUUUUCAUGGGAUCACCAUGGUAAGAAGGAAAAAGAACCGAAUUGAAGCACUGCAAAACGAUAGAGGAGAAUGGAUCAACCACAGUGAAGGGGACCACCUGGAAAACCUAGUGACUGAUUUCUUUGUGAACUUGUACACUGCUGAAGGGAAUCACAUACCCUUCUGUCUCUCGGGAGCAUUUCCCCCUCUUUCACCUUCUGCUUACGCUUGUUUGGCUAAAAUGGUGACCUCUGAGGAAAUCAGAAGUGCAGUUUUCAGUAUGGGGGGUUGCAAAGCCCCUGGACCAGAUGGAAUGCAAGCCAUCUUCUACCAAAGCAAUUGGGGUAUAGUUGGAGAUGCCUUGUCUGAUUUUGUGAAAGGAAUUUUUUAG